UGGAGAAAAAACAAGGAGAUGUCAAAAUUCUGCUGCGAAGUGAAUAAUCGACAAAAGCAGAAAAACGUUGUGAAAGCAAAACUCGCUGAACAUUGUUGCUUCGUCACAUCACAUCUUCAAAAUACUAUUUCUGAGGGUAUAUUUCGUAGCCAGAUCGAAGUGAAAGGAUCUGGGCAACAAUAGUGGUGAUAUAAUUCGGUAUAACAACGCGAAAUAAUCACAACUAUCGUACAAAAUGGCGAUGUCAAAGACGACCAACACGUACAAUCGUCAAAACUGGGAGGAUUCCGAAUUCCCCAUCCUCUGCCAGACCUGUCUCGGAGACAACCCGUACGUGAGAAUGAUAAAGGAACGUUACGGGAAGGAGUGUAAAAUCUGUACCCGCCCAUUCACAAUCUUCCGCUGGUGUCCCGGCGCACGGAUGCGUUUUAAGAAGACGGAAAUCUGUCAAACCUGCAGCAAGCUGAAAAAUGUCUGCCAAACCUGUCUGCUCGAUUUGGAGUACGGACUGCCCACUCAGGUGCGCGAUGCCGCCUUGAAGAUUCAGGAUAAAAUUCCCGAGAGUGACGUUAACAAAGAGUAUUACAUUCAAACGAUUGAAGGCCAGCUAAAGGCCGGUGGUGACAACACUGUGGCGGCGGGUUUGGUCGGGAAAUCACUUGCUGCCAGUGAUAUGUUGGCUAAGUUGGCACGAACAGCACCAUAUUACAAGCGAAAUUUACCUCAUAUAUGUUCCUUCUGGGUGAAGGGAGAAUGUAAACGUGGAGAAGAAUGUCCGUAUCGGCAUGACAAACCCGUGGAACCGGAUGAUCCGUUGUCGGAGCAGAACAUACGAGAUCGCUACUACGGAAGAAAUGACCCGGUAGCGGAUAAACUAAUGAAGCGAGCUGCAUCCAUUCCAACGCUGGAACCGCCAGAGGACAAAACAAUCACUACCCUGUAUGUGGGUAAUCUUGGAGAACACAUCACCGAAGUGGACAUCCGCGACAACUUUUACCAUUACGGUGAAAUACGGUCAGUUUCACUUGUACCACGGCAACAGUGUGCCUUCGUACAGUAUACCAAACGAGCAGCCGCCGAGUUGGCUGCCGAAAAAACCUUCAACAAGCUCAUCCUUGGUGGCAAGAAGCUCACCAUCAAGUGGGCCCACUCGCAGGCCAAAUCUACCGCUUACGCCCAAAGUUCCGUUCCGCGGAACAAUCGAAUCUUCGACCCCGUUCCAGGGCUUCCCGGUCAGCUGCCGAUGCCACCUAAUCCGAACGAUUACUUCAACUUGCAAGCUUCGGAAAUGGCUGUCCUACCACCGGGCAUGAAAAUUCACCAACUACCUCCAGGGUUGAUUCCCGGGGCUCCAACGGGAGCUGGUUAUUCACAAAUGUACCAAGCGUCGGGCUCGGGGGCAGCCGCAGGAAUGAUGAUUCCGCCUACACUGCCUAAUCCGGGAAUGCAGCAGAUGCACUAUCCCAGCCAGGAUCCGGCCCGGUUAGGGGCGCUGAAAAAAUAGUAAAUUGUGGAUGUUUGUAUGUGUGUCGCUGCUUCGUCAAGAUCGUGAAUAAAGUAGUACAUAUUCAA
Toxorhynchites rutilus septentrionalis is the source of this 1572-nucleotide messenger RNA. Its product is annotated as pre-mRNA-splicing factor RBM22. Bases 236 to 1504 code for a protein of 422 amino acids. Gene Ontology annotation, molecular function: U6 snRNA binding; metal ion binding; pre-mRNA binding. Gene Ontology annotation, cellular component: U2-type catalytic step 1 spliceosome; Prp19 complex; U2-type catalytic step 2 spliceosome. The record is from RefSeq and is a predicted model, not a curated record. The transcript is spliced from 3 exons. Lineage: Eukaryota; Metazoa; Arthropoda; Insecta; Diptera; Culicidae.